Messenger RNA from Schistocerca americana (American grasshopper), 1152 nucleotides. Its product is annotated as angiomotin-like. The transcript is spliced from 3 exons. The record is from RefSeq and is a predicted model, not a curated record. The coding region runs from base 1 to 1152 and encodes 383 amino acids. Lineage: Eukaryota; Metazoa; Arthropoda; Insecta; Orthoptera; Acrididae.
AUGACCGCGCGCGGGAGCUCUCACCGGCGCUGGGCUCAGCAAGAGAAUGAGAGAGGCGGGAGAAGCGACUGUCGAGCAGCUCCCGCUGUCCUUGUCGCUGCUGGCGCUAGCGGACAACUGACGGCCGUGCCCGCAGCGCGCCCCGUGAGCUGCGCCGGCAACUGUCAGGCGCGCGCCGCCAUUGGCCGGAGCCGCGCGUGCGCAGUGCGCUGCGGUCCCGCUGCGUGCGAAAUCGACUGGGCCGCGCUGGCGCUGGCUUUGACGCUGCGGCUGCGCGAUCGCUUUGCCAAAUUUGGUCCGCGGUGGGUUCCAGCCGCGCCUUCCGACUUCGCUGCCGCCCCCAGGGCAGCAGCAGCAGCCGUCGCAGCUACCACGCCGACAGCCCGUCCCGUUGAUGCCUCCCGCGCAGCUUCAUCCGGGAGCGCCCCAGGUGGUCGCUCCGGCGCCUGCGGUCCCUCUUCAGUCGCCACCGCCUUCGGAGCUGAUGGACGCGACCCCUCAGCCGGGCCGCCUUCCCAAGCGGUGGCUGUGCAGCCUGUCCUGCAGCCGCUUUCCUUGGGCACCCCCAAGGAGUCUGACACCGCAGCGCCUUGUCCGGCGCCCACUCAGCAGCCGUCGACGCAGCGUCAGGAGACGCUGCCUCUCUUCGUGGGUCCCGACGCCCCGUCGCGUCCAGUACCAGAAGCUGCGCCCGUGGUCACAGGCAGCGAGUUACAGGCAGAAGCGAAAGGGGCGUGGCUGGAGCAUUGGGUGGAACGUCCACGCCUGGAGCCAAGCCCCUCCCACACCCGGCGGUCGGCGCGCCACGCCGCCCCGUGCAUCUCUCGCAGCCCCGCGGGAAAUGUCUGCAGCUACGUCAUCGAUCAGCGCCUGUCAGCGGGAAGUGACGUCAAUGCAAACCGUGUCAGUCGGUUAGCCGCGGCGCAGGGUGGACGGCGCCUGCGCUGCGGGCGGCGCUGUUUGGUGUGUGGUGGAGAGUGCUUGCUUGCGACAGUCGCGUUUACACUGGAGGCGACGUCACGAGUGCAAUCAGAACGGCGGCGCGUGGCAGCCGCUGAGUCAACAGCUGCAGCGAGAGCACGCGGGUCAGCCACAACGUCGCUGGUAUUGGCACACUGCAUGUACCGCUUUGGACCGCGUAUGGAUGCGUAA